Messenger RNA from Cylindrotheca closterium, 2559 nucleotides. NCBI's taxonomy places the organism in Eukaryota, Bacillariophyta, Bacillariophyceae, Bacillariales, Bacillariaceae. The record is from the annotation of a GenBank genome assembly.
AUGUCAUCUACCAAUGAAACAGACACGCAUUCCUACACCGUGUUGUAUUACAAGAGAAAGUCAAAGGUGCACAAGUCAAAAGGCGUCUCCAAGAUGGACGGAAUUCUCACCAUUUGUCCCUUUGCAAAAGCAACUGUCAUUUUGAAGGAUGGGAAUAACACCGUCUAUAGUGGUGCCAUUCCCGAUGUUGCCAAGCAAGUCGAUUCUUUGCAAGAAGAUAACAUUCUCGCGGUGGGAAACUACGAAGUAGAGAUUUGCGAUCGCAUUGGAGCCAAGCCGCCCGCUUCCUCUCUUGCCUCCACCAAACCUGUCGGAAUUGGCAAUCGCACUGGCUUUCUCCCCCGUUCUUCCAAUAAGGGCCUUCGACGCCCACUACACCCUAGCAGCCGGCCAUUGCUUCCAGCAAAAGCAGCAUCCAAUGUUGUGUCACAAGGCAAUUCUCUGACGCAGUCAUUCGCCAAUGGCCGCCGCCUUGUUCGACCAGCACAACCAAAGCCUAAGCCUGCUCCUCCAGAAGAUUCGGACGACGAUGAUAGCGACAACGACAUGAGCCCAAUGAUGAAAGAAAAUACACACUGUUUUCCCCUCAAAAGACAACUGUCGUCUCUCAAGCCUGUGGGAUCUAUCGGUGCUGUGACCAAGGUUCGCCGCAAAGUCCAAAAACUUGCCACCACCAGCACUAACGCUACUACUACUGCCGCAGCAUCCAACUUGUUUGUGGACGCCAUUGGCAAUCUGGAUGUUCCGCAUUCGAUCAAGAGGGUUCUCAAGCCACAUCAAAUCACUGGUGUUUCCUUCCUUUGGAACUGUCUCACUGGAAGUGGAAAAGCCGCUAAGACAUCGCCUCAUGUUCCGGACGACUAUUGUUUAAAGGGCGCAAUCCUAGCAGAUGAAAUGGGGCUGGGGAAGACUCUCAUGACCAUUGCUGUACUAUGUGCUUUGCAUCGACAAAAACGAGACCGCCGAUUCGUCGUAGUUUGUCCAUCCUCCCUCGUCACCAACUGGGCCAACGAAUUUGACAAGUGGCUGGGCAAAGCCAGUCAACCCAAACGUGUGGUAGUAAAAAAGGGCGGCAAAGAGGCCACGAGUCAAAUCAAAGCAUGGUCCAACAAGGCUUCCGAAGUUCUCAUUAUUUCGUACGAUCUCUUUCGAAUGAAUUCGGACUUGUUUGGUCAAGUGAACAAACCCGUGGCGUGUUUGGUAGUCGACGAAGGCCACCGCUUGAAGAAUACAAAUGGCUCCUUGACGUUGACGGCCUUGGAAUCUCUUCCGUGUCAAGCACGAUUGUGCAUCACCGCGACACCGAUUCAAAAUAUUUUAUCCGACUUUUUCACCAUUGCCAAUUUUGUUUGUCCAGGUGUACUGGGUGAUUUGCCAACCUUUCGAAAAGACUACGAACGACCCAUUUCGGCUGCCAAUAACAAGAGCGCUUCCAAUAAAAUCAAGCAGGCUGGGCUCAAGGCAUCCCGUGGGUUGGAAAUGGUCACCAAAGCCUUUAUGUUGAGACGAUUGCAGAAAGAUAUUCUCAAAACCAUGUUGCCUCCGCGCAAUGAAGUCUUGGUGUUCUGUCGUCCCUCUGCAGUACAAGGCAAGCUGUACGAACAAAUCACCAAGGGGCAUCAAAGUCAAGGCAUGAAGGCAACUUCCGAUGCACUCACGACCCUUAUUCAGCUUCGAAAGCUAUGCUCGCAUCCAGCGUUGCUUCCAAAGGGCAACGACAUGCAUAGCGACCGCAUUGACAGCAUUGUUGAUGUAUCUGGCAAACUUCAAGUCCUUGCUGCCCUCUUGCAACAGAUUCGGGAACACGCGCCGACAGACAAGGUUGUGAUUGUCUCCAACUUUACAUCUGCUCUAUCCCUUAUCGAGAAAAGUAUUCUGGGGCCUCAAAACUACCUCUUUGUUCGUUUGGACGGCACCACCGAAGUCAAAAAGCGCCAGGAAGCCGUGGAUACCUUCAACAUGACAACUGCAGACAGACAUUUUGUCUUUUUGCUUAGUUCCAAAGCUGGAGGCUGCGGUUUGAAUUUGAUUGGAGCAAAUCGGUUGGUCAUGUUCGAUCCGGAUUGGAAUCCCGCUUCGGAUAUUCAAGCCAUGGCGAGAGUCUAUCGCCAAGGGCAGACAAAACCUUGUGUCAUUUACCGACUAUUCACUACUGGUACGGUGGAAGAAGUGAUUUGUCAACGCCAAAUUCAAAAGGGGAAUCUUGCCACUCAAGCUGUGGACGGAAAAAGUUCCCAGUCCAGUGGCAGCAACAAGACAAGCUUCUCCAAAGCCGAGCUGCAGGAUUGUUUUACCCUCAAGAGGAAAAUUCAUUGCGACACCAAGACAAAAUUGGGAAAAAGAUGGCCAGAUUACACCAGCGCCAAAAGUAUUGUCGACAAUGGCUGUAACGACAAAGCCUUGAUCGCGGUUGCAGAGGACCAGUCGAAUCCAGUAUCAUUUGUACAUGUUGUGAACGAAGCAGAAUCGAAAACGGGAGACAGUGGCAGCAGCAAUGUUCUUGACUCGGAUGAUUCUGAUGACUCUGCCGAUUUCACAAGUGAGGAAGAGUUUGAGUGA